AUGGUGGCCCCGCGCGCCGCUCCGCGCACGUGCCCCGGGCUGCCGCCGCAUGUGCCGGGCGCCGUGCAAGGCCGCGUGCACGCAGAGUUGGUGCACCUCGAGCUCGGCGGGUCCGCCAUGCGAGACUUGCAGGACUGCGGCGUCGUCGGCGUGCUGGAGUGGUGGGGCCAGGACGGGAACGACCCGGCGGUGCCGCGGCUCUUGCCGCAGAACUUCUCGGCGCCUGCGGAGGGGGGCGCCUACAGCGCGGCGUUCCCCCUUCGGUGCUCGCCCGCGAAGUUCUCGGCGUACCUCGGCGACAUGGGGGUGCUGAGCGUGCGCUUGGACAGGGCGGCCGGUGCCGCCGCGCUGGUUGGGGUCUGCGAGGCCGACGUCGCGCCGUGGCUGACGGGCAGCGACCUCCGGAUGGACGCGCAGCUCCCCGUGUUCCGCGGCCCCGGCGACCGCGCGGUGAUCGGGCAGUUGCGCCUGCGCCUGCGCACGGAGUGGCCGCAGACCGCGCGAUGGCGGCCGGAGGCCGACGUGCUCUCUUCCUUCGAGAGGAACGAGCGCCUAGUCGAGGAGGACGAGGGCCUCCGCCAGCGCCCUCGCCCACCCGCAGCGCGAGAGGCCCCCGUGGCCUCAAGAAUGCCGGCGGAGGCGCCGAUGCGGCCCCCGCGCCCGGCCGAGGGCGCGGCCGCGUUCCCGGCGGAGCCUGCCGCGGUUGCCCCGGUGCCCCGGGCAGCGCCGGCGCCCCCGCAGGCGGCCGAGCCACCGGCCACGAGGACCGCCGCGUUGCCCGUGCACCUGCGGGUUUGGCUGGGCUCCGUGCGGCUGCGGGCGGCGUCGCUGGCUGGCGUCCGCGCGGUGUUUCGGCUGGGGGCGUCGCAAGAGGUGAGCGCCUGGGUGCAGCGCGAGGCAGCAGGCGGCGCCGCGCCGGCCGGGGAGACGUGCGGCGUCAUUGCUCAGGGCGCGGUCUCCAGCGAGCCCGUGUGGCAGUUGGGCGCCUUGGUGAGCGGCCCGGCGCCCAAGACCGUGCAUGUCCAGUUCUGGCAGGGCCCCGACCAGGGUCCCAGCUUGAUCGGGCUCGCGAGCCUCGCCGUGCCGAUGCUGAGCCUGAACGCGGCGCAGGACAUCUGGCAGCAGGGCCGCGCCACGCUCCUGGAGACUGAAGCGGAUGUGUGCUCUCUGGACUCUGGAGGGGCCGUGGGCGCCGUGCAGGUGUUCCUGGCCGCGGGCCGAACGGCCGUGCUGGCGAGGCCCAGCUCCCCGCGGCAGCGGCCCGCGAGCUGGGAGCUCGGGGCGGCCAGGGAGCGGCCCGCCGCUGCUGGACCAAAGGACCCGGAGCCUGGAAGCCAGGCGGAGGGCGCGCCAGCGCGGUCCGCGGAGGCACUUGCCGCGGCGGCGCCCUCGGCGAGCGCUGCCGCCAGAGCCGAUUCGGCCCUGGCCGCCGCCGCCGCCGAGGUCGACGAGGCGGCCGCGGGCGAGGCGGCAGCAAGCUGGCGCCGAGCACAGACCGCCGGGGAGCUCUGGCUGGCAGCCGCCGACGAGAGGGCGCUCGCGGCGCUGCUGGCCAGCGCGGGCUGCGGGGAAGCGCCUGGCGCCGCGGAGAUUUCGCUGCUGGAGCUGCGGCGGGCGCUCCUCCAGCACCUCGGGGGCCUGUCGGAGCAGGAGGCCACGGCGCUCUGCUCCCUGGUUGCGGGCGUUCCAGCGCCGCCGCCUGGCGGGGGGCCUCCUGGCGUUCUGCCCGCUUCGGAGGCCGCGUGGCGGCAGGUGCUCCAGCGAGGGGGGCACGUCGCGGCGGACCGCGUCCGCGAGUACCUGCAG
This is a messenger RNA of Prorocentrum cordatum, 1806 nucleotides long. The record is from the annotation of a GenBank genome assembly. Lineage: Eukaryota; Dinophyceae; Prorocentrales; Prorocentraceae.